This is a messenger RNA of Alosa sapidissima (American shad), 1946 nucleotides long. It is a transcript of the gene ftr84, whose product is annotated as finTRIM family, member 84. NCBI's taxonomy places the organism in Eukaryota, Metazoa, Chordata, Actinopteri, Clupeiformes, Clupeidae. The transcript has 8 exons. Bases 1 to 1707 code for a protein of 568 amino acids. Gene Ontology annotation, molecular function: zinc ion binding; protein binding. The record is from RefSeq and is a predicted model, not a curated record.
AUGACAGACUCGGGCUUUCCCGAGACCUGUCCGCUCUGCAUGGACACUCUGCGGGACCCCGUCACCAUCCCGUGCGGGGACACCUACUGCCUGGAGUGCAUUAAGAUCUACUGGGACCAGUACGACCAUGUGGGAGUCUACAACUGCGCCAGUUGCCGCGCAACCUUCACCCCACGGCCUGUGCUGCGCCGCAACAUGCCCAACGUAGGCUCACCGGACCCGCGCGACCCACAACGACUCCCCGAGCUCACACCGUUCCCCUACCUUAAGCACGACUCGCUCUGCGACUUCUGCACGGGCCGGCGGAAUCGUGCGGUCAAGUCUUGCCUGGUGUGCCUGGCGUACUACUGCGAGACGCACAUCAAGCCGCACUACGAGUCGGCCACCUUCAAGCGGCACAAGCUGGUGGAUGAGACGGGCCACCUGGACCGCAAGAUCUGCCCGCAGCAUGAGAAGGGCCUGGAGCUGUUCUGCCGCUCAGACCAGAUGUGCAUCUGCGUGUUGUGUACUGUGCGCGAGCACCGCAGCCACAACAUUGUGAGCGCAGAGGAGGAGAGAACCGAGAAACAGAAAGUGUUGGUGGUUACACAGUCAGAUGUUCUUCACAUCAUUCAGGAAAGGAUAAAGGAGUUGCAGGAACUCCGCCAUAAUGUAGACGUGCUUAAGGGUAAUGCCCAUCGGGCGCAGGGGGACAGUGACAAGCUCUUUGCUGAGAUGCUGCAGUCUGUGGAGCGUUGGCAUGCAGAGGUCAGCCAGCUCAUUCAGGCCAACUUGCAUACCUCCAUGGCACAGGCCCAGGGCUACGUGGAGAGACUGGAGCAGGAGAUCAUGGAGCUGCAGAGAAGAGAUUCCGAGCUCAGGCAGAUACUGGAGACAGAGGACAACAUCCACUUUCUGCAGAACUUCCCCACACUGUCUGUUCCCCCUGAGCCCAUGGUCCCAAAAGUGCUCAUCAACCCUGAGUUCUCCUUUAGUGAGAUCACUAAGACAGUCACGGACAUGAAGGAGCAUCUGGAUGACAUCUGUAAGAAAGAGCUGGGCACCAUCUCUAAAACAGUGAGCGACACCCCAGUUUAUGUUCUUAUCCCAAGAUCUGGAGGACGUUUAAAAGCUCCAACAAGAGCAGAUUUCCAGCAGCCCAAACACAGAGCAGACUUCUUAAGAUAUUCCUCCAGUCUCACAUUUGACCAAAACACAGCCUAUAAAGAGCUGGUCUUGUCAGACAGCGGUCGCAAGGUGGUCAGGAAGAAGACAGUUCAGUUUUAUCCUGCCCAUCCAGACCGAUUUGAUGGAUUCUGUCAGAUUCUCUGCAACGAGCCACUCAGUGGCUUUCGCCACUACUGGGAGGUGGAGUGGACCGGUGAAUUCUCCAUUGGCGUCGCCUACAAGUCCAUCAGCCGCAAAGGCAAGAACUCCAACAGCCUACUCGGCUACAACGAGAAAUCCUGGAGUCUCCUGUGCUCAGACAGUGGUUAUUCAGCCUGGCAUAACAAAAUGGACAAAGACUUGCUCGAAGGUGUCCGAGCCACUCGCAUUGGUGUUUACUUGGACUACGCAGGAAACUCUGUGUCAUUUUAUGCUGUUGCAGAGUCAAUGGAGCUCAUCCACAGAUUUCAGGCAAAGUUUUCAGAAGCACUAUAUGCAGGUUUUGGGGUUGGAUCAUCUGUAAGCAUCUGCUCCCUUGAGAAGAAUACCCGUCCAUACUAAUGAAUCACUGUAGCAGAAAAUAAAAAUCACAGGGUAACAGGGCUCUAGUAAUCUCACUUCCACUUCCAACUAAUGAAAGCAUCAAAUCAUCACUGUUGUUUCUGCUGUUAACUAUUACAAGCUACAUAUUUAACUAAAUGAAGCUACACUUGAUAAAGUGUAAAGUGUAAAGGUUGGUUUUAUGAUGUAUAUAAAUAUGAUCUCAACAACAUGCAAUAAAAUAUGACUGACUGUUUGGG